This is a messenger RNA of Arabis nemorensis, 801 nucleotides long. NCBI's taxonomy places the organism in Eukaryota, Viridiplantae, Streptophyta, Magnoliopsida, Brassicales, Brassicaceae. The record is from the annotation of a GenBank genome assembly.
AUGGCAACAUCAGCUCGUAGAGCUUAUGGUUUCGGUAGAGCUGACGAGGCUACACAUCCUGACUCCAUUAGAGCCACUUUAGCUGAGUUCCUCUCUACUUUUGUCUUCGUCUUCGCAGCUGAAGGAUCUAUCCUCUCUCUCGAUAAGUUGUAUUGGAACCAUGCGGCUCAUGCUGGAACAAACACACCAGGAGGAUUGGUUUUAGUGGCGUUGGCUCAUGCGUUUGCUCUGUUCGCUGCUGUUUCUGCAGCUGUCAAUGUCUCUGGUGGACACGUGAACCCCGCAGUCACUUUUGGUGCUCUUAUUGGAGGCAGACUCUCUGCGAUCCGUGCAAUCUAUUACUGGAUUGCUCAGCUUCUUGGAGCCAUUCUCGCUUGUUUGUUGUUGAGGCUCGCCACAAACGGCAUGAGACCGGUUGGUUUCCGUGUGGCAUCUGGAGUUGGAGCACUAAACGGACUCGUGUUAGAGAUCAUUUUAACAUUUGGUCUAGUCUACGUCGUGUAUUCGACUUUGAUUGAUCCAAAACGUGGAAGCCUCGGGAUCAUAGCGCCACUUGCAAUCGGUCUCAUAGUUGGUGCAAACAUCUUAGUUGGUGGACCAUUCUCCGGUGCGUCGAUGAAUCCAGCUAGAGCCUUUGGUCCAGCAUUGGUUGGAUGGAGAUGGCAUGACCAUUGGAUCUAUUGGGUUGGACCAUUCAUCGGUGGCGCUUUAGCCGCCCUUAUAUACGAGUACAUGGUCAUACCCUCUGAGCCGCCUACGCACCACAGCACCCACCAGCCCUUGGCUCCUGAAGAUUACUAG